Messenger RNA from Entamoeba histolytica HM-1:IMSS, 456 nucleotides. Its product is annotated as cyst wall-specific glycoprotein Jacob. The transcript has a single exon. Bases 1 to 456 code for a protein of 151 amino acids. NCBI's taxonomy places the organism in Eukaryota, Evosea, Mastigamoebida, Endamoebidae. The record is from RefSeq and is a predicted model, not a curated record.
AUGAAAGCAUUACUUGUUAUAUUAUGUAUGUAUUUAGUUUCAUCACUUGAAUUGGUAGAUGGUGAAUGUAAAGGAAGACAUGGAUAUUUCUGCUACACAGACAAUGAUAAGAAGAAGAAUUAUUAUCUUUGUAACAAAGGAGUUCAAAUGGGAUGUGUUAGAACUUGUCCAAAUGAAGAUGUUUGUACUGGUAGAGGUGAGUUUGAAAUAACCAAAGACAAGAUUUGUGUUGCACUUAAUGAGUCACACUGGGAGGUUGACCCAUUACCAACUCCUACACCAAAUAAAUAUCCAGUCAAUUGUACUGAAGUGAAAGAAGGAUAUUAUUGCUAUGAAGAAGAGUCAAAAAAUACUGAAUAUUAUUGGUGUGUUAACAGUGUUGGCUAUGAAAUGAAAUGUCCUAAUGGAACAACAUGUCAUACAAAAGACAUUGGUUAUAACAAUCCAUGUUAUUAA